This is a messenger RNA of Aspergillus saccharolyticus JOP 1030-1, 5271 nucleotides long. RefSeq names its product putative ubiquitin-specific protease UBP12. The transcript is spliced from 5 exons. The record is from RefSeq and is a predicted model, not a curated record. Gene Ontology annotation, biological process: protein deubiquitination. Gene Ontology annotation, molecular function: cysteine-type deubiquitinase activity. The coding region runs from base 1 to 4893 and encodes 1630 amino acids. Lineage: Eukaryota; Fungi; Ascomycota; Eurotiomycetes; Eurotiales; Aspergillaceae.
AUGAUAGUUACGAAAUCUACAAAAGAAAGCAUGAAGCACCUUGAAGACCCAUUUCUUGUAUUUGUUGUAGGACGAGAAGUAGGGCCUUUGCUAUAUCACUGGGCCGCAUCAGAUCAUUUGACCCGAUUGUUCCAUUCUGAAUCCACCAACCCACUCAAGACCCCAACCCACACACCACCCCCAAUCAUCGUGCUACCUCGAGCUGCCACGAGACGUGCGCAGCUCACCGUCACGACGUCUUCCACAAAGCGCCGUAAGGUAGCAGAGCCUCGCAAACCAGGAACGCUUCCGGGUUUGUCGUUUGCCUCGCAGGCCGGAAGACGUCACGGCCAACCUCCUAGCUCCGACCGCUCCUCUUCCUCCUCCUCGGCCUUGCCUCAUCGCCGCACUUCGCCCACUUCUCCUUCACAUCGCAGUCAAAGUUCAUCGGCUUCACCGCCUCCACGUUACAUUCCCGCCCAUCUUCAGGACGAAGUCCUGGGAACUAGAUCUCAAUCCUCUGCUCCUCGCUCUCCGACCCCGGAUCUCACAGCCAGUGCCGUCGACUGCCCAUCGGCCGCCUGCGCUGGUUUGACCCUACACAGCGAUCCUGCGACCGAUAUGUCGGCUUCAGACGAAAGGGUCAACGCUCACGGAGCGUCAGACGCCGAAAAGGAUGUGCAGAUGGAACAGGUUCCGGUCCUGAAGGACAAUCAACCUACUUCUGACAAACGGGAUACGAUGGACACCUCGGGAUCGGGUGACGAUACCUCGACUGGCAACGACGACAGUGCAUCCUCCGACAAUGUAUAUCCCACUCCUUCCAGCAUGUCUACCUAUACUGCGCCCACGGAAACUCGAGUCCACUCGAAGGCGGAGGCUUCCGUCGCACCCGUUGAACCUCCAUCCUUCGAUGAUCAGGUCGCGCAAGUGACCAGGCACAUGAUGCAGCCGAUGCAGGAAAAGCAGAAAGGAUAUGUGGUGUCUAUGUCGUGGUUAAAGCGGGUGUUCGCGCGAAGCUCUACCCAUGCGGACCAGGCGGAUAAGAAUGCUGCUGAAGGAGAGAUUGGCCCGGUUGACAACUCGGAUAUUGUCCUGGUGACCGAUCCUGCUAACGCAGGCUUCAAGGACGAAUACGGGGAGCCGUUUGUUCCCCUCAGGCCCGGUCUGCAGCUUGGCGAGGACUUUGAGAUUGUACCUCAAGGAGGCUGGGACCUUAUCAUGCAGUGGUAUGGGCUUGCGGAGCAGUCUCCUGCCAUUGUCCGCUACGCUCACAAUACCUCACCGGCCGGCGAGAACGAGAACAUUCAAUACGAGAUCAAUCCUCCAAUUUUCACGAUUCUUAAGCUCACGAAUCCGUCCGCGGGAACAACUCCUAAAUCACUCAAGGAAAAGAACAUGCUUCCGGUUCGAACGCUUGCCAGCAGACACACGAACUUCCAGAAAUGGUUGAAGCAUGCUAAAGAACUCGCGAAAAUCGACAUGGCGACCAAAGUCCGCGUCUGGAGAGUCCUGGACGGUCUCGCUAGUACCACCACCUCCGCUGCGGUCACCCCCGCCGCCUCUCGAACAGCCUCCCCCGCGCCUUCUGCAUCGACUGCGCCCAAUGCUGGAGGUAGCCUCGUCCUCGAUCUCAACACGUUUCUUUCCCUUGCCGAAGGAUCCCAGCGGGAGUUGCUGGAAGGCAUUAGAGAUCAAACCUCCAAUUCCAACUACAACGGUAGUAUGACGUUGGAUCUUGCCGGCCUGGGCGGUAGUGAUAUCAUAGUACUUGAGGAGCGGCUCCCUGGGAAACAAGGCGACUGGGUGUCUGAAGCUUCCAAGCAGACACUAAGCCGCCUUGGGGUGCCAACCGGAAAAGUUAAGAAUGAGGUAUCAACCAAAAUCAAGACUAAGAGCCCUGCCACUAGUGGGCGCUCAUCCCCAGUUUCAGAGCCUAUCAGGGGCAGACGCAAGGAUGGCAAACCGCGUGGUAACACAGGUCUCAGCAAUCUUGGAAACACAUGCUACAUGAACUCUGCCCUGCAGUGUGUCCGCAGUGUGGAGGAAUUGACCUACUACUUCUUGAAUGACGUGUACAAGAAAGACCUCAAUCCCAGCAAUCCCCUAGCUCACAACGGUGACGUGGCUAAAGCGUAUGCUAAUCUGCUCCGCCAAAUCUACGACGAGGCAGGCCAGUCCUCCUUUGCUCCUCGGCAGUUGAAGCAAACUAUUGGCCGCUAUGGUCCGGCAUUCUCUGGAUAUGGACAGCAGGAUUCUCAGGAAUUCCUUCUUUUCCUUCUCGAUGGUCUCCAGGAAGACUUGAACCGGAUUCAGAAGAAGCCAUAUAUUGAGAAACCGGACUCUACGGACGACAUGGUUCACGAUAAAGCGGCGCUGAAGGAGUUUGCAGACAAAUGCUGGGACAUCUAUAAAGCCCGCAAUGACUCUGUGAUCACAGAUCUAUUUGCUGGUAUGUACAAGUCGACUCUGGUCUGCCCGGUUUGCGACAAGGUCAGCAUUAUCUUUGACCCUUUCAACAACCUCACUCUUCAGCUCCCCAUUGAGAACCUUUGGAGCAAGGAAAUCUUCUAUUUCCCCCUCAACAAAAAGCCAGUCAUUGUGGAUGUGGAGAUUGAUAAGCACGCCAGCAUCAAGUCUCUGAAGGAAUUGGUCGCUAAAAAAAUGGGCUCUGAUCCUCAACGCCUGGUCAUGUCGGAGAUCUACAAGAAUAAGUUCUACAAGAUGUUUGACAACACCAUCUCCAUCGCUGAAUGCCAGAUCAGCAAUGGUGAUGACCUUGCCAUCUAUGAAGUAGAGUCUGUUCCCACCAAUUAUAAUCCGGACAAGGCUCAGAAGAGUUACUUCUCUUUCAACCGGUCAGAGCAUGAGGAGAUCCCUAAGCUCGAUUCUCCCAGAGCCGAUCGGUUGCUCGUGCCUAUCUUUAACCGUUAUGAGAAGCCGAGGUCGAACAACCCGAAGAAUACCAUGCGACCCCUCUUUGGCGUGCCAUCUUAUGUUGUCAUCAAUAGGGAGGAGCUUGGCGACUACGACGCUAUUUUCCGCAAGGUUCUCGCACAAGUCGCCUCCAUGACGACACGUGAUUUUCUCAAUGAGGUCAACGAAGCAGAGUCCAGCCAGGAAGAUUCAGACACCGUCGUCAUGAACGACGACGACGCACAGUCGGCCGACUCCAAGAUCAAGACCUCUUCUGUUGAUGGGGAAGAUGGAAUCGUCGAUGUCUCCAUGCGCGACGCGGAAGAUGCCCAGGAUGAUAAGCCGGCUCAGCCCGAGGGUGGCAUUCCAGCCAAUCUUCGUAGCCUAUUCGAGAUGAAAAUCAUCAAGUCGAAUGAGGUGGUCCCGCUUGGCUUCUCAUCGGUCGAUGACCACAAGGAAUAUCCCCGCAUGUCUUUCAGGAUUAAGACCAAACCCGCGGUGACAAAGCAGGAGCCGACGGAAGAUACUCCAGAAAUCGCCGCGAAUAAAUCGGACGAGGAAAUCUCCGGGAAACAGAGCCCUGAAAGUGCCGACGGCGACUCCGACGUCUUCACUGAUGCCAAACGCCCGGCUCCCAAGCCUACCACCCCGACCCCGCCCAUGAUUCGACCGGGUGAGGGUAUCGUGGUCGACUGGACGGAAGCCGCUUACGAUGCUCUUUUCUCAGGUGGCAGCGGGAAAGACUCUCUGCGGGGUAGCCCGACUUGGACCAACAUCGAGAGACAUCCGGAUCCCGAGCUUUCCAAGAAGCGAGCACUCCGGCAGACACGCAAGAAGAGAGGCGUCACUCUCUACGAGUGCUUGGAUGAAUUCAACAAGGAAGAGAUCCUUUCCGAGAACGACGCGUGGUAUUGUCCCCGGUGCAAGGAACAUCGCCGGGCCAGCAAGAAAUUCGAACUCUGGAAGACACCUGACAUCUUGGUGAUGCACUUGAAGAGGUUCAGUGCCAGCCGUGGUUUCCGAGACAAGCUUGAUGUCCUGGUCGACUUCCCGGUGGAAGGUCUUGACAUGAGCGGUCGGGUAGAGGCUCCUGAGGAAGGCAAGAGCCUUAUCUACGAUCUUUUCGCCGUGGACAAUCACUAUGGUGGACUCGGAGGAGGCCAUUACACGGCCUACGCUAAGAACUUUAUGACGGGUCAAUGGAACGAAUACAAUGAUUCAUCUGUAUCGAGACCCCUCGACCCUCAGAGUGUGGUCACCCCUUCGGCCUACCUCUUGUUCUACCGCCGCCGGUCCGAACGUCCCUUGGGCGGCAAGGUUCUCGAGGAGAUCACCGAGGCGUCGACGCGUCCCGGAAGUGAGGCAGACUCUCAAAGCGAGUCGCGCGGGCCGUCUCCGUCGGGGGAAGGUCGGCGUCUCGGCGGCUCCUCCCGCAAUGGGUCGUCGAGCGCAUUAGCCGGAGUCGGAGCAGCUCACCAAUCGGGAGAUGGUGGUUUGCAAACUGGAACUCAAGUGAAGAGCGGGGAUGAGGACUCGCCCCCGGAAUAUUCGAACAGCCCCUCGUAUGGCGAGCGGAGCAUGGACAAAACAGGUCGACUGGAAGGUAUGGAUUUCGAAGACGAGGCGUUCGGACACGGACCGCAACCCAGCCCGUUCCGCCACGUGGAUCCGCCCUCGUGGUCGUUCAGUCACAUCUCGGAUGCUCACGGCCCUUUACAGAUGACCGCAGCGCAACGGGGAUCCACCUCUGAUGAUGAUUUGCUCGAUGACGAUGACAGUAAUAAGGCAGUCGGAGGGGGAGACGUCAGUGAUACCGACCUUCGGAUGGCCGCCUUGACAGAUAGUCCCGAAGGUGGGUUGGGCCUCCCGGGGACUCCGAUGGAUGAAACUCCGUUCCAAGAGCUGCAUCCAUUCGGUGGUGAUGGGGAUGAGGACGAUGAGGACGAUUUGCCGGUGGUGGAGUUGCAAGUGAACGACGAAGACCGAGUUCUCCCCUGAUCUCGCGUCAGGAAUUUCUUUGUUCUUUUUUUGGAAAUGUGAAACGAGCAAUACACUGUGUUUUAUACAGCGCCAGGGCCGGCGAAUGUUAAUCUUGGGCCAUUACGGGGUAUACGAUAUCAUGGAACGAAGUGGAUGAUUUCUCAUGGUCGAGUCUGGUGCGGUGGAAGCAAUUCGCCAAGGCUAGGACGGAUGGAUGGACGGUCUGGGGCUGCAUUGCAUUUACGGGGAUGGAUGGCGGAGAGCCGUCCUUGCAUUAUAUUUGUUUGAUUGUUGGGGCACGGGUGUUGCCUGGGUAAAAGCUAUUUCUGACUGAAAGUGAUGGUAGAGCAGCAGUUGCUGCAGUUGAUCAAUAUGAGUAACUGUGAACGAAGUGCG